Messenger RNA from Austrofundulus limnaeus, 1523 nucleotides. It is a transcript of the gene drg2, whose product is annotated as developmentally regulated GTP binding protein 2. Gene Ontology annotation, molecular function: GTP binding; GTPase activity. The transcript is spliced from 13 exons. NCBI's taxonomy places the organism in Eukaryota, Metazoa, Chordata, Actinopteri, Cyprinodontiformes, Rivulidae. The record is from RefSeq and is a predicted model, not a curated record. Bases 224 to 1318 code for a protein of 364 amino acids.
UAACAACUACAACCAUUGACAGUGUGCGUGUUUCAUUCGGAUACUAAUAUAUCCUUAUAGCAUUCUCACUGACUACUUCCGUGUCUGUUUUUUCGCCGUUAAGUACCUCCGAUUUGUAGGUUAGCGGGUGGCUAACAAAGCUAACAACUGAGAAGUGACACGUUUCUGCCGGAUUUUCUUCUCUUCCCUCACAGAGUAGCUGCAGCCCGGUUGGAUCAGCGCUAUGGGUAUUUUGGAGAAAAUUUCGGAAAUCGAGAAAGAAAUUUCUCGGACACAGAAAAACAAAGCUACCGAGUACCAUCUGGGUUUGCUGAAGGCCAAGUUAGCCAAAUACAGAUCUCAGCUUCUGGAGCCCUCCAAAUCAGCGGGGGUCAAAGGUGAGGGCUUUGAUGUGAUGAAAUCAGGAGACGCUCGUGUAGCGCUCAUCGGCUUCCCAUCAGUCGGUAAGUCCACAUUUCUCAGCUUGAUGACAUCAACAGCCAGUGAAGCUGCAUCGUACGAGUUCACCACCCUCACCUGCAUACCUGGCGUUAUAGAGUACAAAGGAGCCAACAUCCAGUUGCUCGACCUGCCAGGAAUCAUUGAGGGUGCUGCCCAAGGAAAGGGUCGAGGUCGGCAAGUCAUCGCUGUGGCCAGGACGGCCGACGUCGUCAUCAUGAUGCUGGACGCCACCAAAGGAGACGUUCAGAGAGAACUUCUAGAAAAAGAGUUGGAGUCAGUGGGCAUCAGACUGAACAGGACAAAACCAAAUAUUUAUUUCAAGCCCAAAAAAGGCGGCGGGCUCUCCUACAACUCCACAGUCCCUCUGACUCACUGCUCAGAGAAGCUCGUUCAGCUCAUUCUUCAUGAGUACAAAAUCUUCAAUGCGGAAGUCCUGUUCAGAGAGGACAGCACGCCGGAUGAGUUCAUUGAUGUCAUUGUUGGAAACAGAGUUUAUAUGCCUUGCUUAUACGUGUAUAAUAAAGUGGAUCAAAUCUCCAUAGAGGAGGUGGACCGCCUGGCACGCAGGCCUCACAGUGUUGUCAUCAGUUGUGGAAUGAAGCUGAACCUGGAUUACCUCCUGGAGACGCUGUGGGAAUACUUGGCCCUUAUUUGCCUUUAUACAAAGAAAAGAGGAGAGCGCCCGGAUUUUAACGACGCCAUCAUCAUGAGAAGAGGAGCGUCUGUGGAGCACGUGUGCCACCGAAUCCACCGAACUUUAGCCAGUCAGUUCAAAUACGCCCUCGUAUGGGGAACCAGUACCAAGUACAGUCCUCAGAGAGUGGGCCUAACGCACGUGAUGGAGCACGAGGACGUCAUUCAGAUAGUUAAGAAAUAAAAGCCUCUGACUGACUGUAAUAUAGUAAUACAGCAAAGCAAAAUGCUUAACAUCCUUAUUUUGUAUAAGAAAUCUAACAGGAAAUGGAAGAAACGGAAACACUUUGAGCAGAUUCUGGAACAGGAAGUGUUUUUUGUCAACUGAUUAAGAUAUGAUGAUUUAGAGAAGAAAACAAAAAAGAAAUAAAUUCCAUAAAACAUUUUAA